Hyaloperonospora brassicae is the source of this 384-nucleotide messenger RNA. Lineage: Eukaryota; Oomycota; Peronosporomycetes; Peronosporales; Peronosporaceae. The record is from the annotation of a GenBank genome assembly.
AUGAAGCUCAGUAUCAUGAUCGGUGCGCUGAGCGUGGCUGCCUUGGCGUUUGUGAGCAAUACCGUGGAUGCGUCGACGGAAGCCGUGCAGACGUCCCAUCACGUGCGCAGUGUCUACACAGACAAUGAUGACGAUGACCGUAACAGCCGUGACGGCAACAGGGGCGCUUAUGACAAGCGUCCUCUUGGCUACGGAGAUGAAGACAAGGAUAGCCGCGACGACAAGGAUAGCCGCGACGACAAGGAUAGCCGCGACGACAAGGGAGACGUCUACAGCCAGAAGGCUGGUGGCGGAACGAAGCGUCGCUCCGGGGAUGAUGACGACAUGGAUAGCCGCGAGAACGACGAUGUCUAUGGCAUGCAGCCAAGCGUCUACCGCAAUUAG